AUGGAGGACGCGGAGCCGCAGCCCGCCCUGGAGCCGGCCGACAUGGCUUACUUCGGCCCCACCUCCCUCACGUACCUCCCCGUCCUGCAGUGGCUAGCUGAUAAUUUCUAUUUGUGUGGAGGAUGCACUGUACCCUGUCGGCUACUACAUGAGCUGUAUAUUGAAACCUGCAAUCCAGAUUUCAAGAUUCAAGUACAUCCAUCCACCUUUGGAAAGCUUAUUCAGUUAGUUUUCCCAGGCCUGGUGACAAGAAAGCGAACCACAGCAGGGAGCAUCAGAUAUCAUUAUGAUGGAAUAGCUAUCAAGAAGGAGUCUUCCUUUUAUGCACGUUUUUGCUGUCUUCUGUAUGAACAAAAUUAUCUCAGGCACUGCUCUCCGGGGGAAGUGAGCAUCUCUGAUGUGCAGCCAAGCACCAGUAGAAGUUCCUGGAGUUCUGAAAAUGAAGCUGAUUACAAGAAGAAUAGACAAAAAACGGGAACAAGUAAGAAUUUGCAGUAUUAUCCAUCUGUCAUUUAUCUGAAGACUGAACAAGAGACAUUUCAUUACCUUUCUCCUGAUUUCAACCAGUUCUUCUUUGGAGAACAAGCACAAAGUGAGACAUACCCCUAUGAACUGAUUGCACUGCUUGCCAAUGACUACUACAACUAUUGUCAAGUUAUUUUACAAAUGGUGAGAGAGACCAAGCUUGACAAGGUGGAAGAUUGUAUCAUGUCAUUCUGGACAUCUCUGCAGCCUGAAAGAAUAGAACUGAUGUGCCUGCCAGAUGUAUGCCAGCUGUUAAAAAGCUAUGAUAGGUAUCUGUUCAAGGAAUUGGAGAACAUCCUACUUCCUGAUUUCCUGGAGGAGUUGCCUGCACAACACAUAGACUCAAUCAGAUCAUUCAGUGAAAAUGUUAAAUGUUGGAUGCUUAAUCCUUUGGGAGGAUUUCCAUUACUGCUCCAAACAUCCAAGUCUAAUGAAGCUAAAGAGUUUGUAAAAAGGCUCAGGAGACAGACAGACCUUUGCAACAUGGUCAAGACAGUAAGAGCACUCUUGAACAACAACAGCACAGUCACUGUUCUGCGGUCAGGCUUGCAUGCCAUCUUCAAUGAGAAAUCUCUGGAUGUGACCAAAGACCUCUUUCAAGAGAAGUUUAAGAAUCCAAAGAAGCGGCAGAAGAACAUACCAUUAAAAUGUUUGAAGAACUUCAUUUCUUCACUGACAUCUUCCACAGAUAUUCGUGAUCUCCUGAGCUGUUUGUCUUCAGAUCUCCAGACUUUUGUUAUUAAGCCAAGCAAGAGUAAAGAGGCAUUUAAAGAGCAGGCAUCAGAUUUCAUGUUGAAAUGGAACCUCCUACUGAGCAAUGUAGGCAAGAUUCUGACCAUCAACAGGACAGACAGUUUUGGAUCCUGGCUUUUGUUGAAUAUGCUACUUGUUGAUUUUGCGGCUCACAUUUUCCAGUCCUAUAUAGAAGACGAGAAGGAAGAAGGAAAUGCCUUGGUUGCAAAGCAAAAUGAGGUCCCUGUUCUGUGUGUUUACGAGCCCAGCCAUCUCUCAGCCUGUUUUGCUGAGGAGGAACCUCAAGACAAUGCUCCACAGACAGCUCUUGUGAUGCAGAACCAGAAUAACUUUGGAUUAAGCAAUGCUUUCCAGAGUUCUGAGUUGUUUGGUGAACACAGCCACUGUCAGCAAGCACAUCCAGAUAAUUUUGGAAGAGAAAAUUAUUAUAUCAUGUACUAAGUUGGAUCUUCAAGUUGGAAAGGAAACAUUUCUUACUCAAAAAGAUGAAAUGAUAUUUCUCUGCCUCCAAUGAACAGCAAAUCUUCAGAGAAAAGCAUCCUGGCUGUAGCAUUCUAUAUGAUAUGCCAUUCUUAAUUUUGAUAAAGUUUAAGAAACACUGUUUUCAUUCUCUUAUACUAAAGAGCUUUCUUUUUUUAAAUACAAAAUGUAAAACCGGGCUAGCAAUGCAAUUAGUUUAAAUUGUCAUGUGAUUUGAUUUGGAUUAUUUGAAUAAAUCUUCAGAAGAUAAAGGUGAAA
Molecule: messenger RNA, 2016 nt
Organism: Agelaius phoeniceus (red-winged blackbird)
Lineage: Eukaryota; Metazoa; Chordata; Aves; Passeriformes; Icteridae
Source: RefSeq, a predicted model, not a curated record